AUGAUCGAAUCUUCGUAUUCCGUUAGGUUUCACCCUCAUCUUGACACAUCUUUUGAAGAGGAGGACAAGGACAAUAUGUUGGAGGACAUGAAGAACACCGACCGCCUGUCUUCUGAAGACCUGAGAGGGAUCCAUCUGGAGAUUCUAAAUCUUCAGAAAAUACUUGGAAUCGGCGAUCGUUUCGGCGGAAUCGGAACGAGUUCAGAUGAAUCCGAUCACUUCAAGCUGUUGGCUGCUGAUGGUGAUUCACUUCUUGUCGGAGCCAGAAAUGCCGUCUACAAUCUGUCACUAUCUACACUAUCUGUUAAUCAUAAGAUCGACUGGAAGCCACCAGCAGAACACAUCGAAGAAUGCAUUAUGAAGGGGAAAUCCAAGACAGAUUGUCAAAAUUAUAUUCGAGUUCUGGCACGGAAAUCAGCUGGAGUCUCUCUAGUCUGCGGAACUCAUGCCUUCUCACCGAAAUGUCGAGAAUAUACUGUAACCGAUUACGGUAUCAGGAACACACGACAAUUCGAUGGACAAGGAAUUUCACCGUAUGAUCCGAAACACAAUUCAAGUGCAUUGUAUAUACCGGGAACUAAUCAAUUGUAUGCUGCAACUGUUACCGAUUUUGUGGGAAAUGAUGCUUUGAUUUAUAGAAAGACAAUCGACGAAACUGCCUCUACUAAAUCGGCGAACAUUCGAACACAAAGUUACGAUGCGAGAGUGUUAAACGCUCCAAACUUUGUUGCAACAUUUGUUUAUAAAGAGCAUGUCUACUUCUGGUUCCGAGAAAUCGCCAGUGAAGCAAUCGAUAAUAAUGAGGAGUCACAGAUCUAUGCUCGUGUCGCACGUGUGUGCAAAAAUGACAAAGGAGGUGCUCGGCCAGCUAAUGAAAGAUGGACAACUUAUUUAAAAGCAAGACUCAACUGCUCUCUGCCAUCAGGAUCUUCACCAUUUUAUUUCAAUGAGCUCAAAGCUGUCUCUGAUCCGAUCGAUGCUGGAAAUAACGAUCAUGUUGUCUACACAGUGUUCUCUACUCCAGAUUCUGAUGUUCGAAUGAGUGCUGUUUGCAAGUUUUCAAUGAAGAAAAUUCGAGAAGAAUUCGAUAAUGGAACUUUCAAACAUCAGAAUAAUGCUCAAUCGAUGUGGAUGGCUUAUAAUCGAAACGAAGUUCCAAAGCCUCGUCCAGGAUCGUGUACUCCAGAUUCCACAAAACUUCCAGAGAAUACAGUGUCCUUCAUUCUUCACCAUCCACUUCUUCAUCGUCCAAUUUCUGCUGUGUCCGCUCCUUUACUCGUAGAAGGUGCAGAUAGAGCAGAUUUGACACAAAUUACUGUAUUGCCACGUGUCAAAGCAGUCGGAGGUCAUUCAUACGAUGUUCUUUUCAUUGGAACAUCCGAUGGAAAAGUGUUGAAAGUGGUUGAAGUUGAUGGAAAUGCUACAGUAAUCCAAGCAGCUAUAGUUUUCCAAAAAGGAGUUCCUGUCGUGAAUCUUCUGACAACUAAAGAUAAUGUAGUCAUUGUUUCAUCAGAUGAAAUCGCUUCAUUACCUGUACAUAAUUGUGCACAACAAACGAGCUGCUCAAAAUGUGUUCAACUUCAAGAUCCACAUUGUGCAUGGGAUUCAAGUAUUGCAAGAUGUGUUCACGGAGGAUCCUGGACUGGCGAUCAAUAUAUUCAGAAUAUGGUAUUCGGACAAUCAGAACAAUGCCCCGAAGGAAUAAUUGUACGAGAAGUGUUUGAUGACAAUGAAAAUGGAGAUGCCCAACCAGAAGCAGUUUCAAGGAAUGUUUAUGCAAAGGAACACUCGACAGUUACAGUACUCCUCGUAGCUGCUGUUGCUUCGUUGAUUUCUCUGAUUAUUGGAGCAUUCAUUGGAAUUCGAAUAAAUCGAUGGACUGCCUCAUCAGAACCUCAUCGAUCAGCUAGUUCAACAAGUGGAUCAGACUAUGACAGUUUCGGAAGAGCAAGACUGACGAGACAUGAUUCCCUGACGACUGCGACAAAAGUUGAUCAUGGAUUUGUUCCACAAUCGAAACAGAGUAUGGAUGCCACGUCACUGGUAAUGUCAAUGAAUGCCACUCACCAUCCGAUGUCUAUGAGUCAACAUGGCUCAGGAAUAAACACGCCUUCUCGUGAUAAGAACGCCAUCGUCACGUCAAUUAACCAGAAUACGCUACCGAGAGAUUACAAAGUCAAAAAAGUGUAUCUCUAA
Molecule: messenger RNA, 2196 nt
Organism: Caenorhabditis remanei
Lineage: Eukaryota; Metazoa; Nematoda; Chromadorea; Rhabditida; Rhabditidae
Exons: 10
Coding region: 1-2196 (731 amino acids)
Biological process (GO): negative chemotaxis; neural crest cell migration; semaphorin-plexin signaling pathway
Molecular function (GO): chemorepellent activity; semaphorin receptor binding
Source: RefSeq, a predicted model, not a curated record